CCGCCUGUGACUCACGCGCUAACGGCUCCCCGUUCAUUCCUAGUCGGUGUUCCGACGCAGCUUUCAUUUCAUUCGGUCCUGGACAAAAGCACUGUAACUAGAAACUACUUUAGGUCACACAUUUUCAGUAAGGGAACACGACAGGUAAUGUGAUUGUGGACGGUUUACUGUUAGCCACGUGUUUGAGUGACAGUGUAGGCGCGCGAGGGAGGCUAUCCUUUCCGGCUGUAUCUGAUGGACUGUAGCGAGACUGAUUCAGCCCAACUCCCAACAUGUUCGUUUGGAAAGUUAGAAAGUCAUGGAGUGUAUCGGGCGCGGGUGGCAUGCCGAUCCCAGUGCCACGCGGAGGUUUAGCCCGCCGUCCAGUAGCCUCCAGCCGGUCCCGGCCAAGAUGAACGAGCUCAACACACCGACCGGGACCGGUCAACAGGACAGCGCGGUGCCAAGACUCCGUCCGCAUGAGAACCGCAGCAUGGCGGAGAUCAUAGCGGACCACCCGGCAGAGCUGGUGCGGACUGACAGCCCCAACUUUCUUUGCUCGGUGUUACCCUCUCAUUGGCGCUGCAACAAAACGCUGCCCGUUGCAUUCAAGGUGGUGGCGUUGGGAGAGGUGCCUGACGGGACGGUUGUCACGGUGAUGGCAGGGAAUGAUGAGAACUACUCGGCAGAGUUAAGGAACGCAUCAGGGGUGAUGAAGAACCAAGUGGCUCGCUUCAACGACCUACGCUUUGUAGGCCGCAGUGGUCGGGGAAAGAGCUUCACUUUGACCAUCACCGUGUUCACCAACCUUCCCCAAGUGGCCACCUACCACAGAGCCAUUAAGGUCACAGUGGAUGGACCACGCGAGCCCCGGAGACACCGUCAGAAGCUAGAGGAUCCACCUAAACCGGGACUGUUCUCUGACCGCCUCAGUGAGCUGGAGCGAAUCAGGCAGACCACCAUGAGGGUUGCCGUGCCGACGCAGCCCCAACGACAGCCGCUCAACGCUGGACCAAACUCUUUCAACCCCCAGGGACAGACACAGAUACCUGACCCUCGUCAGUCGCAGUCUUCUCCUCCCUGGUCAUAUGAGCAGUCGUACCAGUCCUACCUGAGUCCCAUGUCCUCUCCUUCGAUCCACUCCACCACCCCACUGUCCUCCAGCCGAGCCACCGGACUGCCCAACAUCACCGACGUUCCCCGACGCCUGCCGGGUUCGUCAGAUCUCAGCCCGUUCCCUGGUCAGUUUGAGCGUCAGUUCCCGGGCCUCUCCUCUCUGACCGAGUCUCGUUUCUCAAGUCCCAGAAUGCACUACCCAACCACCUUCACCUACACCCCUCCCGUCACCUCUGCCAUGACGCUAGGCUCCGCCCACUACCACACCUACCUGCCUCCUCCGUACCCUGGUUCCACCCAGAGUCAGAGUGGGCCGUUCCAGACAAGCAGCACCCCCUAUCUCUACUACGGAGCCUCUUCGGGGUCAUACCAGUUCUCCAUGGUCCCCGGGGGGGACCGCUCCCCCUCCCGGAUGGUUCCUCCCUGCACCUCCGCCUCCACCGGGAGCUCCCUGGUCAACCCCAACCUGCCCAGCCAGGGAGGUGCCGAGGGAGGCGUGGAGGGGGAUGGGAGCCAUAGUAACUCCCCUACCAUACUCAACCCUGCCGGGGGGCGAAUGGACGAAGCGGUCUGGAGACCCUACUGAGGAGGAGGUGGAGGAGGAGGCAAAGGGAGAGCAAAUGUAGAAGAGGAGAAGGGAGAAUGGAAACAUUUGAUGUCAUGGUUUUAAAGCACAAAACCUUAAAAGGGAGUUUUUGAGUUCAGAUAAGUAAGCAUCGGUCUCUUCGUUUUCCUGGAAUUAAAGCUGAGACACUAAGAUACUAAGACGCUGAGACAUUCAGAUGCUAAGAUACUGAGACAUUCAGAUGCUGAGGCAAUAAGACGCUGAGACAUUAAGACCCAGAGACAAUAAGACCCUGAGACAAUAAGACCCAGAGACAAUAAGACCCUGAGACAAUAAGACCCUGAGACAAUAAGACCCUGAGACAAUAAGACCCAGAGACAAUAAGACCCCGAGACAAUAAGACCCAGAGACAUUAAGACCUUGAGACAAUAAGACCCAGAGACAAUAAGACCUUGAGACAAUAAGACCCAGAGACAAUAAGACCCAGAGACAAUAAGACCUUGAGACAAUAAGACCCAGAGACAAUAAGACCCAGAGACAAUAAGACCCAGAGACAUUAAGACCUUGAGACAAUAAGACCCAGAGACAAUAAGACCUUGAGACAAUAAGACCCAGAGACAAUAAGACCCAGAGACAAUAAGACCCAGAGACAAUAAGACCCCGAGACAUUAAGACCCCGAGACAAUAAGACCCAGAGACAUUAAGACCCAGAGACAAUAAGACCCAGAGACAUUAAGACCCCGAGACAAUAGGACGCUGAGACAAUAAGUCCCUGAGACAAUAAGACCCGCGAGACAAUAAGAUUAUGAGACAAUAAGACUAUGAGACAAUAGGACUCUGAGACAUUAAGGCUAUGAGACAAUAAGACUGAGACAAUAAGUGACUGAGACAAUAAGAUGGGAAAAAGAGAAAAAAGGCAGAAGUUGAGAAGUUAUUAGUUUAGAGUUGUCUUCAGGAAUGUGUUGUGAACGAUGAAUGGUCAAACAGACAGACUGACACUACAGAGGGACGUCUCUUCUCAGCAUCAAUUAUACAAACUGGGUGGUCCUUUAAAGGACUCAUUGGAUGGGGAUUUAUGAAGCACUAUAAUUGAGUACUAUUGGACUACGUGAGACCAUCCACAACCUACAGGACGGUACUACAAACUUUUUGUAACAGACAACUUGUUGUUUUUUGUACAGAAUGUCUAUUUCUAUAAGGCUUUUGGCUCGGCAUGUUUUUUGUACUACCACAAUAUAGCAAGACAAGCACUGAGUAGCAGAAGACAGGAACACGUCUGUCACCAUGGCGAUGAUGGCAACAAGUAUGUUACCACAGUGAGGACAGUGGCAAGACUGUCUCCAUAGUGACGGCAGUAACAAACACUUAAGUUACCAUGGUGAUGACAGAAACACGCUUGUUACCAUGGUGAUGACAUGUUGCAACUGGUGAUAAUAAAAUAUACACGUGUUACCAUGGGGAUGGUGAGAGGGACUGGCGUUGCCAUGUGGUGAUACGAACAGCAAGUUGGAUUUAAAAUGUCUAUAUGCUCAUUUUAGAUCAGUUAAUUUAAAAUGUAUUUUAUUGCUGAAAAUAGGAGGUGGGUUGAGGAGUUUUAACUUAUGAAGCCAUAAAUUAUGUAAUGUAUUUGAAAACUUGAGUUGUAGAAUUGUAAUCUGAAUAUUUUUUGAUGCAUAUGAAUAAGUUAACAAUCUUUUCAUAAGUAAUUUAUGUGAAAUGUUGUAAUUCUUUUAGUACCCAAAGAUAAAAAAAAAAACGUUUGAACUUACUGACACUCUUUACACUUAUAUAAUAAUUUACAGAAUAACAACGUGCUUUUAAUUCAGCAGCAAACGAACGCAGACUACUCUCUGACCAUAGACAACUUGUUUAAUCAGGAAAAACUUUUCACAAAGGGGACAUUUGUCAGGUUGACUCUUCAGUAACCUACUACAACUUAUGCAGAAGUAUAUUUGAUGACUUCCAGCAAAAUAACAUAAUGACCUUCUCACACAGGUAGACCAGGUGGGUUUGAAUAGUUAGUAUCUAAAAUCCACUUCAUGGUAGCUGGUCAAAGCUAAAUCUAGCUUUUGAUAAUACUACACUGUCCAAUGGGUGCACAGGGACACAAUGUCAUCUGGAUGCGCAUAAACUGCUGACCAAUCACUCUGCUCAUUGCUAGUAGACUGGGAUUCAAUCCAAUGGCCCAGCUUUGGUGAUGGACUUUAGGGACAGUGUAUCCAUGUUUUAGCGGAGACAGCUUUCACAAUGAACACUUUACAUGCAGGCUCAAUUCCUUGUAAUUGACUAGAGUUCUGUCUGUAUAGUAUAAAUGACUGCUAAUGGGAUUGAACCCUGCCCUAUUAUGGUUAUCUUUGGGGUGUUUUCAACAGCUGAAUGCUCUGAGUGUGUGAUGUUAUGGUCCUGAAUACAUCAAGGUGCCGACCAAAACGAACAUGACCUGACCUGACCGGAUGUGCUACAGAACAUGACCUGACCGGAUGUGCUACAGAACAUGACCUGACCUGACC
Molecule: messenger RNA, 4170 nt
Organism: Esox lucius (northern pike)
Lineage: Eukaryota; Metazoa; Chordata; Actinopteri; Esociformes; Esocidae
Product: runt-related transcription factor 2
Exons: 7
Coding region: 299-1681 (460 amino acids)
Biological process (GO): hemopoiesis; neuron differentiation; regulation of transcription by RNA polymerase II
Cellular component (GO): nucleus
Molecular function (GO): ATP binding; RNA polymerase II cis-regulatory region sequence-specific DNA binding; DNA-binding transcription factor activity, RNA polymerase II-specific
Source: RefSeq, a predicted model, not a curated record